UUGUGUAAAUAAAAUACAUGACCAUCAGUCAUCAGUCGUUAUUUAUACUAAAUAGUAAAAUAAAAGGACGUGUUGUUUGUAAUCUUUUAGGCUUCAGACGUUUAAUUCCUUUAAAAAACAUAACCAUGGGAUUUUGCACAGCUUCUGCUAAGUUAUUUCUGACUGUGCUUGGCCUCUUUUUUACAUUUGCAGCUGGCUGUUUGAUGUAUGUUGGUGUCAUCAUAUUCUCAGAUUACAAAGAAUAUGAUAAAGUCUAUGCAGAUUACUACAUUUGGGUGCCUGGGGCUACCAUCAUCGUUGCCAGUGUUUUCAUGUUUAUACUUGGCAUAAUCGCUUGUUGCGCCGCCUGCAAAGAGAACAAGUGUCUACUAGCCUGUUUCUUCACAAUCUUGCUUUUGAUAGUAAUGAUGGAAUUGACCUGUGGUAUUGUUGCAAUUGUUUACAAAGGAGAGUUAAAUGAUGCAGUAUCUUCUGGUAUGAAGGAGGCAUUCUCCAAAUAUGGGACAGAUGAUAAUGGGGAUAUUACAAGAAGUGUUGAUACCAUUCAAGAAACUCUGCAAUGCUGUGGAGUUAAUAAUAGCACUGAAUGGGGUACAACCCAAUGGGGCUCUGAUAACCCAGGCCAGGUGCCUAAAAGCUGCUGUAAGACAAAUGCAAACAACUGCACAGGGUCAUCCUCUGAUAUUUCAAAGAACAAAACAAACACAGAGGGCUGCUACAGCAAAGUGGAUGAGCAAUUAAAAGCAAACCUAAAGAAGAUAAUUGGAGUAUCUCUUGGACUCUUGGCCUUUCAGAUCAUUGGUCUCAUCUUCUCAUGUGUGUUGUUCUGUAAUAAGAAGAAAGUGGCUUAUACACAAUUGGAUGACGAAGGUACUGUCACACAUGGAUACAGAGCUUAAUCUUGAAAAAUAUUCAUCAAGAACCUCCAUCGCAGUUAUUAUGAACCACCAUCGUUGGGAGUUGAGAGAUUCUUUAUUUUGAUUAUAAAAUGCCAUCUGUGUUUCUAGCUGCACUUUUUUUAAAACAUUGUGUCACUAAGUUAAAGAUUUGUGCCGCAUAAUUGAUCUUUUUUUUCUGACAAAACUUAGCAGUCUGUAGCCUUUUUAAUGCUAAGUAAGUAACUAAGAUGCAAAUAGAACAAAAAGUGGUGUAUAAUGGUGGAGGUUGAUUACACUUUACAUUCUUAAGCCGGGCAGUCACUGCACCUGAGGGUACUCGGCCGACGCAAUUUUAUGGAGAAUGAAAGGCCACAACACGUGCGCAACGGAUCGUUUUUUUAUGUUGAUUCGUUCGGACAACUACCAAAAAUUAGCAGACGGCAUCUAGUGCCCAAAGGUAACGGAGUUGGAUGCAUCGGCCUUAUGACCGUUGUAAGGUGCAGUGAGUUCUUGGAAUUAAUCCUCUUAUUUUAAAUUUAUUUGAUGUUUUGGUUAUUGUAGUUCAUUGCUUAUUAUAUCUGGGUUUUCCCAUAUGCCUAUAGCAAUACAUAUGUACAUUCAUAUACACACACGUAUCACUGACAUUUCUAGAUAUUAGCGGAGUUUUGAGUUUAUGUUUAUGAGUUUAUAGACAUCUUGUCUUUAAUGUUUAACUUCAAAUGUGUAAGAAAGGAAAGACUGAUCCAAAAAGGGCAUCUGCUAUAAACAUUGUAGCCUAAAAUAGAUAAUUCCCUAAAUUUACUAUGAUUUAAAUGCCAGAGAACAACAAAAUAACAAGACUAAAAUGCUGCUGUGUUUUACAAAUAGAAAAUGUACACAGGAAUUUGAGAAGGUAGUUUGAAAAAGUCAUGUAUUGGUCAGUAUAAAAAAAAAUUCAGGCUGACCAACUGACCCGUCCUGAUUUCCGAAUUUAUGUAUUCGUGGUGCGUCCUAUACAAAUACUGUACUUUUGAAGAAACCACUAAACAAAGGCUUGGGUUUCUCCACCAUCAAACUAUUUGAAAAAAAAUGUUUCUGUUUUGUUUAUUGGUUGUAGGUUCAAUUAACCUUAGUGGUACUCUGUCUACCUUGUGUUGUGGUAGCUCAUUUUAUAGAGGGACGGAGUCAGGAACGGCAUUUUAUAAUAACUCGCAUAAAGCUACAUUUACACUAGACACAAUAACAACACGACGACAUGACAACGACAUAACAGACAGAACAGAAAUGAAUCAGUGUUAAAGAAUAUACAACGCGAUGAUCAUGUCGUUGUGUCGUUAUUGCGUCUAGUGUAAAUUUACCUUAAACAAGACUUUUUUAUACUUUGUUUCGUGAACUUAUUUUUUUUUAAAUCGUCAUAGGUGGGCAAAAAAAAAUAAAAGUUUGUUUUCUUAUUUAGCAAAAUAGUUUUGCCAAAAACAUCUAGACGAAGAAGAAAAUAAAAAUAAAAUGUUGUUGUUGAUUGUAAACAGUUUAGUAAUGGGAUGAUUAGAAUGCUCUAAUUUAUAUCAUUUGGAAGAAAUAUACAUACCUUAUUUUUGGAGAUUUCAAGGCGGCGAGAGGCGUAAUUAAAAUAAAGGGGAAAAAAAAUCUUUUUUUCCCCCUUAAAUUCCCAUUCUUUUCAUGGCGGAGGGUCCGCCAAUUGGCCAAAAAUAAAAUUUUAUUUUUAUUCAAAAAUCAUUGAUAGGCAGCGGAUUCGCUAAACAAGGUAUAAAAAGAGUCUUGCCUAAAUAGAACGAAACUACAAGAAUUUAAAUUUGUAAUAUCUGGCUAACAUUAAAAAUUCAAAGCAUCCAGUUAAAGUAGGCCUAAGUUAUAUGCUGAUAAUACUGUAUAUUACUGUAGAAGCAUUCCAGUGUAGAGUCAUCUGAUAUCAAUUUGUGUAUUCCAUUUAUUUAAUAACUUUUAUAUUGUCAUCUGAAAAGUUGUAGUGCAUGAGCGGAAAGGUCUGUGGUUUGAUGAAAACUGUUUGCAAGUUACUAUUGUUAAUAUAUUAGCUGGUUGAUCUAACAAAUUAUUCCUAUAAUCAAAAUAUUUAAUCUGUAGCAAAUUAGAAGUAAACAAGUUUCUUGGUGUUUAUAUUAUAUAUUAACAGAGAAUGGAACACUUACUUUUGUAACUUUUUGAAUGAAAAUUAAUUGCUGUUAUAUUUUUUGUUGUGUAGAUCACAGAUUUAGUUGUCAAUUUAUCGUAUUUUUCAAGUUUUGUUUGUUCCAUUGUAUGUCAUGCAAAUGCAAUAUUCAAUAUUAAAUCAUAGUUUGUGUAUUA
Molecule: messenger RNA, 3182 nt
Organism: Anneissia japonica
Lineage: Eukaryota; Metazoa; Echinodermata; Crinoidea; Comatulida; Comatulidae
Product: tetraspanin-36-like
Exons: 7
Coding region: 18-899 (293 amino acids)
Cellular component (GO): membrane
Source: RefSeq, a predicted model, not a curated record